Messenger RNA from Gigantopelta aegis, 1174 nucleotides. RefSeq names its product perlucin-like. The transcript is spliced from 6 exons. Bases 21 to 947 code for a protein of 308 amino acids. The record is from RefSeq and is a predicted model, not a curated record. NCBI's taxonomy places the organism in Eukaryota, Metazoa, Mollusca, Gastropoda, Neomphalida, Peltospiridae.
ACCUGAGAUCGACGUACAACAUGUUUCGGAACCUCAGUUUGCUGCUGUUGUUCUGCGUAUAUAGCUGUCACAGUAGGGUUCCAAAGAAUAUAGCGUUGUGGAAGCCUGCCAAACAGAGUUCUACCUACGCCAGUGGUGCAUAUGUUCAAUUUCCCUUCUAUGCUGUCGACGGUGAAUCAAAAAACCUGGCAUGGCAAUUAUGUUCACAUACUGCCUGUUCCGGUAAAGUACAACCCUGGUGGCAAGUUGACUUCGAGAAAAGCUAUAACAUUGGCACAGUCACAAUAACUAUGACAUCUUAUGGAGUCAGCCUCGUUGAUUUCUUAAUCACUGUAUAUCUGGAAGACCCGACGACAACUCCGUUAGCCAAGCCUCAACUUUGCUACCAGCACAGCGGUACCGUACAGAAAGGUGCUACAAUUGCUGUUCACUGUCAAAAGUUUGUCAAAGGACGAUUUCUGAGAAUCACAAAUCAUAGAGGGUCCAGUGACGUGGCUUGUAUCAAUUUAUUAAUUUGUGAUGUCAAAGUAACUGCAGUGAACGAGCAUUGUCCAAAAGGAUUUGUCAGAAAUGAAGAUUCCUGCUUCUGGUUUUCCCCAUACGCUACGAAAUGGAUCAGUGCCCGGAGCUAUUGUAAGGUUCUGGGUGGUGAUUUGGCCGUUGUUGACAAUCAAGACACAGACAACUUUCUUGGGGGAUAUCUUAAGAGAAUCGCAAAGAAAAAUGCAUGUUACUACCUGGGCGCCAGUGACAUAGCCGUUGAGAACAACUGGAAGUGGGUGGACAGGAAAGACCAUCACAUGCACUACUCCAACUGGGCAGUGGGCCAGCCCCAGUCACAGCAUAUUCAUGAACACUGUCUGGCCGUGAACGAAAGCUCACGCUUUAAAUGGCACGAUAUUAUCUGCAGUCUCAAGAAUUACUUCAUCUGUGAAGUGAAGCCAUGAUUUCGUUCUCAGAAUGAAUAAAUAAAUACAGUCGAACCUAUUUAUAAAGCGACUUGGGCACAUAUUGAAAUGGCUAUCAAAUUUGGCCUUUAAGCACAAUUGGUCUUUGUAUCAACUUUAAAAAAUGCAUUUGCCUAUAUUAUAAUCAUGAGGGAAUAUAUCUGGGUAGGUGAUUAUUAUAAAAGGAGUCAUUUAUGAAAAAGAUCGACUGUAUCAGUAAAACCAAA